Molecule: messenger RNA, 2112 nt
Organism: Colletotrichum scovillei
Lineage: Eukaryota; Fungi; Ascomycota; Sordariomycetes; Glomerellales; Glomerellaceae
Product: neutral/alkaline non-lysosomal ceramidase
Exons: 5
Coding region: 1-2112 (703 amino acids)
Biological process (GO): sphingosine biosynthetic process; long-chain fatty acid biosynthetic process; ceramide catabolic process
Cellular component (GO): extracellular region
Molecular function (GO): N-acylsphingosine amidohydrolase activity
Source: RefSeq, a predicted model, not a curated record
AUGCCUCGUCACUCUCGUUCUGGCCUUGAGAUGCCUAGACGCUCGUUCUUCGCCGUCUUUGCUUUGAUUUCGUUCGUGCUGCUCGUCACCAUUAGUCUCUCCCAGCUAGGAACUCGACAAGGUGCCACCCUCAAGUUUGAACGCAAUGCCGACGGAGAGUGGCAUGCCAAACCCAAGACGCGUGCCGCGGCGGGCGACAAGUACCUCCUCGGUGUUGGCAAGGCUGACAUCACCGGCCCUGUCGUCGAGAUUGGCUUUGCAGGGUACGCUGAUCUGAGCCAGGUCGGAACUGGCUUGAGACAGCGGAUCUACAGCCGCGCUUUCAUUGUUGGGGAUGUGAGCAAGCCGAGCGAUCGUUUCGUCUAUCUUGUGCUAGAUACACAGAGUGGUGACACGGCCGUUCGCAAGGGCAUCCUCGAGGGCGUUGCAGCCCUUGGUUCGGGAUACUCCGUGUAUAACAAGAACAAUGUUGCCGUGACCGGUACUCAUAGCCACGCUGGCCCAGGAGCUUGGUUCAACUACCUUCUGCCGCAGGUCACCAGCUUGGGUUUCGACAAGCAGAGCUACCAGGCUAUCGUUGACGGUGCAGUUCUCUCCAUUAAGAGGGCGCACGAGUCUCUACAAGAGGGAUACCUCGACGUCGGAACCACGGAAGUAACUGACGGCGCCAUCAACCGCAGUCUAUAUGCCUACCUUAACAACCCCGCGGCAGAGAGGGCCAAGUACAGCGCCACCACUGACACGACAUUGACCCUCCUUCGCUUCCAGCGCGCCUCCGAUGGCAAGAACAUGGGUGUACUCACUUGGUACCCAACCCAUGGCACCUCGAUCCUCCAGAAUAGCACGCACGUAGCGGGCGACAACAAGGGUGUCGCGGCAUAUCUUCUUGAGAAGGACCUCGCGAGUGACGCAAGCGCCGCACCUGGCUUCGUAGCCGGCUUCAGCCAGGCGAAUGUGGGUGAUACCACGCCCAACGUACUCGGUGCCUACUGCGAUGACGGUUCUGGCCAGCAAUGCAGUCUGGAGAACAGCACCUGUGCCGAUGGCAAGAGCCAGUCGUGUCACGGUAGAGGCCCCGCGUUCCAGAAGUUGGACCUGGGUAUUUCGAGCUGCUACGAGAUUGGACGUCGUCAAUAUGCCGGUGCCAAGUCUGUCUAUAAUGCCCUUGCUACGACUUCUACUCCUGUCACCGGCACCAGUGUCAAGUCUUUCCACUUCUUCCAGGACAUGUCAUACUUCAAGUUCCCACUCGCAGAUGGCACCAUCGGCCAGACAUGUCCGGCUGCCCUCGGCUACUCCUUUGCCGCCGGAACUUCGGACGGCCCCGGCGCCUUCGACUUCACCCAGGCCGACUCUGGCACCCCCGAUGCCAACCCUCUUUGGGCGGUUGUCUCCGGUCUUCUCAGAACACCCAGCGCCGAGCAGGCUGCGUGUCAACAGCCGAAGCCUGUCUUGCUAGACGUUGGUGAGAUGAGCACCCCGUAUGCUUGGAGUCCCAAUAUUGUAGACAUUCAGAUGCUUCGUGUUGGACAGCUGGUCAUCGUCGUUGCGCCUGGCGAGGCUACAACAAUGAGUGGGCGGAGAUGGAAGGCUGCUGUCAAAGAGGCUGCGAAGAGUAUUCUUCCUAAUGAUCCUGUUGUUGUCCUUGGUGGUCCCGCCAACACCUAUGCCCACUACAUCGCCACCCCUGAAGAGUACGCCAUCCAACGCUACGAGGGCGCCUCAACCCUCUUCGGCCCCAAUACUCUGCCAGCUUACAUCAACCUCACCCCUUCGGCGUCGUAUACUCGUGGCGCGGUAGUCAAUGCCACGUUCCAAGCCGCGAACCCGCGGAAUAACCUCAGGCUUGAGGGCACGUACGCCGCGGUUGAGCAGCUGCAGAGCGGGAAAUGGGUGCAAAUUAGGACCGACGCGGACUGGUUCCUUGUGUAUACUUGGACGAGGACAAAUUUCUUGCUUGGGUACAGCGAGGUUGUGAUUAGUUGGGAGACUGGAACGAGUGAUGGGGCUGGGCCAGGGACGUAUCGAAUCAAGUAUUAUGGUGACUCGAAGCCGUUGAUUGGGAGCAUCUCGGCUUUUGAGGGGACGAGUGCCAACUUCACGUUGGUUUAG